This is a messenger RNA of Cercospora beticola, 1353 nucleotides long. RefSeq lists its product as uncharacterized. Lineage: Eukaryota; Fungi; Ascomycota; Dothideomycetes; Mycosphaerellales; Mycosphaerellaceae. The record is from RefSeq and is a predicted model, not a curated record. Gene Ontology annotation, molecular function: O-methyltransferase activity.
AUGGCAACCGCAGUCGUCACCGAAAACUUCAAGCCACAAGGCAAAGGUCAUACCAAGACUCAGUCACGAGUCCAGCUCGAAGGCCUUCGGGAUGCAUUGGGCACACAAAGCCUCGAGCAGUUGCGUGGCAUGAUCCGCACUUUGCCCGGACUUGUCAAAGAUGACGACAACCUACGACAAGAUGUCUUGAAUGCAGUCAAGCAAUUGCAGGCAGAAAUAGAGACGCCAUGGGACACGAUUCAGAGGAUUUUCCUGCUGAAUCCUUGGUACGGCGUAUCAGUCACCAUUGGCGUUAAUAUGGGGCUGUUCCGCACGCUCGUUGACUCUGCUUCGCCUCUCUCCGCUCGAGAAAUUGCCACCAAGUGCGAAGCCGAUCUCAACUUCACACAGCGCCUGCUACGCUGCUUGAACAGUUUCAAUGCUGUGAAGCAGUUCGAUACCUAUGGCGAGCUGGUGUACGCCCCAACAAACAUGACUCGCACGUUCACCACGCCGAUGGGCGAGGCGUGCCCACCAUUCAUCACAGAGUUCUUCCAUCCUGCCUGGCUCAAGUUCCCAGCCAAACUUCGUGGCAAUGGCUACAAGCCACCACCUUCCGGCACGGAGACCGUGUUCAACGACAUUUACAACAUGCCGGGGAAGCAUGUCUGGGACAUCCUCGCCACUACGCCUUACAUCGCCGAUGGUGGUGUCUUCAUGUCACAGUACAACGCUGCACACAAGCACUGGACCGACGUCUAUCCUGUCAAUCAGCGACUUGUCGAAGGCGCAGACAACGACCCGAACAGUGUCUUUAUGGUCGAUGUUGGUGGAUGGACUGGUUCCGUCGCCAUCAGCACUUGCGAGAAGUUCCCGGAAGCGCCGGGCAAAUUCAUGGUUCUUGACCUCCCUAGUGCCGUUGCAUCGGCUUCAUCGCUGCCACCUCGUGUGCACCCAUGUGCGCACGACUUCUUCAAGCCAUAUCCUGCCGAGGUGCAGGGAGCGCGAUUCUAUUUCAUGCGCUACAUCUCCCACGACUGGAAUCAAGAUGAUCUCGUCGCCAUCCUUACCAAUAUCAGGAAUGCCAUGAAACCUGGCUAUUCCAGGCUUCUCAUCAACGACUGGGUCGUCCCGGAAAAGGAUCCGCACCCUUUCAUGUGUAGUCAAGAUUUGACUAUGAUGCAUCUUGCAGGAGGCGAAGAACGAUCAGAGGCUCGGUUCCGCGAUGCAAUUGAGAGAGCAGGUUUGCAAUUGUCGAACAUAUUCAGACCUGGAGAUAAGAUUAGUGAGAGUGUGGUCGAAUGUCGAGUAGCAGGAGAGGAAGGCGUCGAUUCUGGUGACAAGACAGGGGUCAACGUGGAUGCUCUAGUUUAG